AUGUACACCACUGCUUCCAUCAUAAUCGUAUGUCUGGCUGCGUCAUUCUCUCGUGGAGAGGAUUCGACGGUUAAAGAGUUAGAUCCACCCUCCCUGGCACAGCUGAAACCUCUUUCGAAGGUGAGUAACGACACGUGGCUCAUUCUCUUCUACGCGCCAUGGUGCCCCUUCUCCAAGAAAUUUGCUCCCAUCUUCGACGAGGCUGCGAAAACUCUUCCCGGAAUUCACCCACAACUUCAUCUAGUCAAAAUCGACGCUAGCACGCACAUUAAGAAUCUGAUGGGCUACCGAAUAAGCAGUUAUCCAACAGUGAUGUACUUGACUAACGGCCAAGAACAUGAAUACGAAGGUGAACAGACCGUGCAAGACAUUAAUGAUUUCAUCAAAAAAUUCCACCUUUAA
Molecule: messenger RNA, 402 nt
Organism: Mesocestoides corti
Lineage: Eukaryota; Metazoa; Platyhelminthes; Cestoda; Cyclophyllidea; Mesocestoididae
Source: the annotation of a GenBank genome assembly